AUGAGCGAGGACGUGUCCGAAAAAGAACAAAUUGAUGCUCUGAUCAACUGGAUCAACACGUUUGCUAUCUCACAUACCGUCAAGGGCAUCGACGAGCUGUUCGAUGGCGUCCUGUUAUGCGAGGUUUUUGCUCAGAUCGCGCCUCGUCAUGUUGACAUGUCAACGCUGAAGCGUUCGGCGUUGAACAAUUGGCUGCUGAGGAAGGCCAACGUCAAGCUUCUCCUCACCAACAUCGAGGACUUCUACAGCGACGAACUCAACAUCGCCAGCGACGCCGCUAGCGUUGACAUUGACCGCGUGUGCAAGAACGAGGACAACACAGAGAUGAUCAAGCUCAUCGAACUCAUUCUGGGCGCUGCCAUCGAAUGCGAGAACAAGAAGGAGUACAUCGAAAACAUCAUGCUGCUCGAUGAGAGCUCCCAGCGCAUCCUCAUGGUGUUCAUCGAGCGGCUGUUGAGGGAACAUCAGAUGAAGCCCGCGCACUCGCCCAGACACCACAGCCAGUCGUAUGAUGAUGGUGCGGAGACCCCGGCCAACGAGAUCCAGAUUCAAAGCUUGCGACUCGAGAAGGAGGAACUGCAGGAGCAGUUUGAUGAGCUCCAAGUCGAGCACUCCUCGCUCGCCUCUGAGAACGCCAACUUGAGGUCGGAAAAGGAGACGUUGAUGGAGAUGGUGAAGAACAUGGAAAAGCAGCUCGACGAGAAGACCAAGAAGGAGCAGCACGACAAGGAACGGAGGGAGAAGGAAGAGACCGAGCUCAUCAACGCUCUCCAAAAGCACAGCAGACAGAUUUCGGAGGAACAGUAUCACGCCCUACAGAUAGAAAUCGAGGAGAAAGACAAAUCUCUGUUCGAGUUCAAGAAAAAGGUGGACGAACUCUCCAAGUACGCAGCGGAGGCACGCAAGCUGAGGGACGAGAUGGACAUGAUGAAGGAGAAGGUGGCCAACGCGGACCAGGUCGAGGAGAAGUUCGCCCACCUGCAGGACAAGCUCAAGGAGAUGGCGGAGCUCCGAAAGCAGUACAAGGCCCUGCAGGAGCAGAGCAACACGUACAUGCAGCGGUCGAUCGAGCUCGAAGACGAGGUCGUCAAGAUCCCCCUCCUCAAGGCACAGAUCGAAGACUACAAGAAGCAAGUGCUUGCGUUCAGGUCGGAGGCGGCAACGACGGGCGAGAAGGACAUCAAGCAGCAGCUCGACAUGCAGCAGCUCCAGGAGGCCCUCAAGCAGAUCCAAACGGAGCGCGAUAUGCACCAGGAGAAGGUGGACUCGCUCGAGGAGACCAUCGCUCAGCUCAAGACCGACCUGGAGGAGGCCAGACUGAUGGGCGGACCCAACAGGGGCGGAGGCGCCGGCGACGAGGACGGCAUGUCCGGCUUCCACGAGAUUUUCACGCCCGAGCUGCGGGAGAAGAUGGCGCGCCUGGAGCGCGAGAACAAUCGCCUCAAGUCGGAGAUGGGCGAGGGCGGAGCGGCGGAGCAGAUCGCCCUCCUCCAGGCCAAGCUCGACGACGCCACCGCGCUCAACGCCACCUACGAGGAAAAGCUGCACCAGCUCUCCGCCCGCACUCCUGAGGAAGAGAGUGGUAAGGCGCCGAAGGAGGUGAGCGACCUGAUGCAGGAGCUCACCAAGAAGGACGCCACCAUCGUCGACCUCGAAGAACAGCUCAGGAAGGUCUACGAGGAGGCCAAGCGGUACCGCGCCAACGCGGCCGCCAGCGGGGAGCCCACGCUGGAGGGACCGGUGGUGGAGGAGAUCGCCAUGAAGCUCGCCCAGGUGCAGGAGAAGAACGAAGCGCUCAACUCCGAGAAGCUCCGCCUCGAGGGCUACCUCCGCACCGCCAAGAAGAUGAUCAGAGAGCUCCGGCAGCAGAAGAAGGACGAGGCCGACGCUGAGACAGCGAAGCACAGCAAGCAGGCCGAGGAGACGCUGCAGGCGCUCCGAGCGCAGCUCCUCGACAGGGAAAGAGAAAUCAAGCACCUCAAGGACACGAUAAAGGACAGCAGGGAGAGCACGGAGAGGGAGCAGCGUCUGUUGGUGUCGUCGUUCUACGACAUGGGGCUCCAGCUCGCACGCGCCCAGGCCUCGCGUCCCGACCAGGCCUCCGCGCCCGGUGGCGGCAGCGGCGCGUCGGUCCAGCACCAGCCGCAGUCGUGGCUCGCCGCCCUCCGAAACGCGCGCGCCAAGUGA
Acanthamoeba castellanii str. Neff is the source of this 2187-nucleotide messenger RNA. RefSeq lists its product as uncharacterized. Gene Ontology annotation, biological process: cytoskeleton-dependent intracellular transport; cytoplasmic microtubule organization. The transcript has 19 exons. The record is from RefSeq and is a predicted model, not a curated record. The coding region runs from base 1 to 2187 and encodes 728 amino acids. Gene Ontology annotation, cellular component: cytoplasm; centrosome. Gene Ontology annotation, molecular function: dynein light intermediate chain binding; microtubule binding. NCBI's taxonomy places the organism in Eukaryota, Discosea, Longamoebia, Acanthamoebidae.